Condylura cristata (star-nosed mole) is the source of this 675-nucleotide messenger RNA. Its product is annotated as phospholipid scramblase 1-like. Lineage: Eukaryota; Metazoa; Chordata; Mammalia; Eulipotyphla; Talpidae. Gene Ontology annotation, cellular component: plasma membrane. Bases 1 to 675 code for a protein of 224 amino acids. Gene Ontology annotation, molecular function: phospholipid scramblase activity. The transcript is spliced from 6 exons. Gene Ontology annotation, biological process: plasma membrane phospholipid scrambling. The record is from RefSeq and is a predicted model, not a curated record.
AUGGAAUUUUCUGCUCUACAGCCCACAAUACAGUGGUUGCACACACCACAAUCAACACAUGAUUGUCCACCUGGACUAGAAUAUUUGUCUCAAAUAAAUCAAUUACUAGUGUGUCAACGCUUUGAUCUUUGGAAAGACCUCAGUCAUUUUGAACAUAAUAAGAUAUAUGAAGUCAUGAACAAUCAAAGACAGAGAAUUUAUUUUGCAGAAGAGAAAUGCAACUGUUUCCUCAGACACCUUUGUGGUUCUUCAAGGCCUUUUACCAUGACAAUUUAUGACACCAUAGGCCGAGAUGUCAUUACUAUACAUAAAGCUCUCAGUUGUGGUUGUUGGAAUAACUGCUUCCUACAAAAGCUAAAAAUUGAGGCUCCUCCUGGUGAAACAAUUGGAUAUGUGUAUCAGUGUUUUCACCCAUUUUGGCCAAAGUUUAAAAUAAAAAAUGAGAAAAAGGAGGAUGUAAUGGAAAUAAGAGGGCCAUGUGUAAUUUCUAGCUGCCUCAAGGAUCUAAAUUUUAAUUUAUUGUCUAUAGAUGAAGAAAGAGUUAUUGGAAAUAUUUCAAGUUCUGAUAAAUUUGGGAUCCAGUUUCCAUUUGAUCUUGAUGUUAAGAUAAAAGCAUUAAUGCUUGGAGCAAGUUUCCUCAUUCAAUCUCUGCUUGCCGACGCCUUUCCACCUUAG